Suillus subalutaceus is the source of this 1778-nucleotide messenger RNA. RefSeq lists its product as uncharacterized. The record is from RefSeq and is a predicted model, not a curated record. Lineage: Eukaryota; Fungi; Basidiomycota; Agaricomycetes; Boletales; Suillaceae. The transcript has 3 exons. The coding region runs from base 1 to 1356 and encodes 451 amino acids.
AUGACAAGCCGCUUAUCGAGCCUUCUCCAGGCAUCACACCGAACACGAAGAUAUUUUCAUAGCUUUCUUGCCACACAUGCGGAAAACUACCAACGCGCGAGUGAAAAGCUAUUCGCCGAUGCAGAGCGGGAGGAAGUAGAAGAAGCUCAAAGCCCUAAACCAAACAUUUCCAAUAUUCCUCAACUACAGAGCCAGGAUGAAAACUGGACAGGCGAAGAAUCUAUACAGGACGCUGUACUGCGCAUGCUCGUCGACAAGUACAAGCCUAUGCGCUCGGGGCCUAUCAGGACAGCUGACAUGAAGCUGAAGGAGGCACCGCCAAAGGUACACACAGAUGCAUAUGUCGUCGAACGGCCUGCACAAGCGUGGCAGAAACUUGCAAAUAAACCUUUACUUCCUUCUAUAGAUGGUCAUAAGCCAUGGCAUACUACUUACAAGGCCCCUUCUCAUGCGUCUGCGUCCAUCAAGCUUGGCAAUUUCACACCUACAUCCGCACGCACACCCGGCGUCCAUGCUGUGGUUGACGAACGUACUAGAAAGACAGAGAGGGAACUUGCCAGACGAAAGGAGCAAGCAGGACGACUGACAAGAGCUAGAGAGUCAACAUUGGAUUAUCGCUUGGGCCUGAAGAACGGCGAGGGGCAACACGCUGCUCGUCGGAACCCUGUCAGUAUGAGGGGGUGGCAGGCCUUAAUAGAGGACAAGAUACAGAAAGCUCGAGCUACCGGACAUUUCGACAAAAUCAAAGGGCGAGGUCAGCCUAUAGUUAGAUUAAGCGACGAGCACAACCCUUUCAUUGCGAGAGAGGAGUUCCUCAUGAACCGGAUUGUCCAAAGGAACGGGGCAGCUCCACCAUGGGUCGAGGUCCAAAUCGAGCUCGAGACUGCAGUGAACUCAUUUCGUGAUGUCCUGCGGCAGUCGUGGACAAGGCGUGCAAUUCGGACUUUAACAAUAUUGCAACCAGCGGCUAUGUUACCUUCAUUAUCGCUGGGCAGCGUGACAUCAUUACGCGACCGUGAGUGGGAAGAACGAGAGCGCUCUUACCAUGAUACAGCCGUUGCCGAAUUGAAUUCUUUGGUGCGGAAAUACAAUGCCCUUGCGCCAUAUUCUGUGCGCCGCCCAUAUUAUUCUCGAGAGGCCGAAUUAGCCAAGGCGUAUCAGGAUUGUGGGGAUGACAUUCUGCGUGGGAUAUCAGAGAGAAGAAGAGAGAGAUAUGGCGAAUCGGGUGCCUCACCACCAUCUGAAGUCGAGUCUUCUGUGAACGUCGAUACUUCCACGGCCUACCCUUUGAGGUUUCGAGAUAUCAUCCGUCGGUGGUUCAUAAAGCUGCGAGAUAGAUUCAUCAACGUAUCCUGAACAGCACCGCUGGCACGGCUGAUCAUAUACAUAUGCAUUUUCUCGUGCCUAGAUGAAGCUCAAGGGCCAAGGCACGCUCUAUAUCUAUUCUAGAUUCCUCAAUUGUAGCUAACAGUCCGUACAUGCAUUUGUGUUCUUGUCCUUGUGUUUGUACUGGAGAUCCAGGAAAUCCAGGAGUGCCGCUUGCCAUAGCCGAUUGUGUUCUGAUGCCGCGGAGGCAUCCAUGUGCAUGAGCGUUGUUCUUUCAAAUCCCAGCGCUCAGCGUCCAUGACUAUCGUUACGACGAUGAAUACAUAUAAAAACGACGACAACAAUGAGUAGUAUGAUUGAAUAAAUCGAUUCAUGCAGUUUACGUGAAUCCGGCAUCCCGGACUUAACUCGGCAGCAAGGGACAAGAAGAAACGAGGCGUUUGGAAAUUCCC